CGCAGAUGACAGAGGCUUUAACCAAAGCCGAAGUCGAUGUUCAAGCAGUGACUGUGAACGAAAUAUCAACAUUGCAUAAAAUAGAAGCCUCUAGCAAUCCUAAAAGUGAAAUUUCUACGCAAGAAAUAUUAACAGCAAACGCUAACCGCACAUGGUCAAGGAAUGUCCGCAUCCAUCAAAAGCCAGUCCCGAAAGACUCGCACCGUUUCGCUCCGCCGCCGAACUACAGAGGGCAACCUGUAGAUCAACGUAGGAUUAAUAAUCUUGGCACAACCAUUCUUCCAACUGAUUUAACUUCUUUACCAACUUAUCCACCAACUAAAUCUUUCUGGGAUAGUUUGUUCAGUUUUACCCCAACGACACCUUUUCCAGGAAAUAAAGCAGGUAGUUGUCCGACAGCAUUUGCAUUGAUGUUUGAUUGUAACGGUGCCUGUAAUCAUGAUAACCAUUGUUACGGUCGCCAAAAGUGUUGUCAUGACGGAAGAGGAACUGGUUGUUGCUCUCACCCGGAGACUAUGGACAUUGGCUUCAACAACUUAUUAAUACCGUUGAUGGGGGCAGAGAAUCAAGGACAAGGACAGGGGCGGAAUCGAAAUGGGUUAUUUUUAGGUGAAGCAUUGACAAAGAAAUAAAACGAAUUUCUCUAUUAGGAGAAUUUGAAUUUUAGUUGUUAUAAUUUAAACGAAUUGUAAAAUUCAACAUUUGCUACGUGUCAUUUUGAAUGUUGUCUGUAUAUACCGUUGUACUUCUUAUGUUAUUUUAUUAAAUAUGUUUGAAAUACAUUCUCUACAAUGCAGACGCACUUGUUGUCUCUUUAGCACUUCGAGUUAACUCAUUAUUGAUAUUUACAUACAUUUUAACUUUACGAAAACAAAUCAUAGAUAAAUAC
Messenger RNA from Ostrea edulis (European flat oyster), 889 nucleotides. RefSeq lists its product as uncharacterized. The transcript has 2 exons. NCBI's taxonomy places the organism in Eukaryota, Metazoa, Mollusca, Bivalvia, Ostreida, Ostreidae. The record is from RefSeq and is a predicted model, not a curated record. Gene Ontology annotation, cellular component: extracellular region. Bases 6 to 632 code for a protein of 208 amino acids. Gene Ontology annotation, molecular function: peptidase inhibitor activity.